This is a messenger RNA of Cuscuta epithymum, 1741 nucleotides long. Lineage: Eukaryota; Viridiplantae; Streptophyta; Magnoliopsida; Solanales; Convolvulaceae. The record is from the annotation of a GenBank genome assembly.
CUUCUGUAAGAGACUUCUAACUUUAAUCUAUUCAAGUCCAGUAGCCCUGAGACUAAACGAAGCUUAUGACCUGAAUCGAUAAACAUAGUAGCGAGUCGCCUUCCAUUCUCUGCUGCGAUGAGAAAUGCUCUGAGCUCUGAAGAUUGAAGAGAGGCUUCCUCACGCUCAUAGAGACAGACCGACAGAGAAAUCCCUACACACCGGCCUCGCAUAGUCACGCGACUCAUGUCCGCUGAUUUUGAAGUUAAUCUUCGUAGCUCAUACAUUGCACAAAGGCCACAACAUGCACCGUAGCUACCUUCUCUCUUCUCCCAGUCAGUAAGACAUCGAGAAGUAGCUGGGACAUGCCCUGGUAAAUCGAACCCAGGAAUGAGAUAAGUUUUUGCAAAAACUCUUUCCCAAAACCCUCAUCCUUGCAUUCAUAGGACCUUCGCUUUGUCCUACGCCAUGUCGAUUGCGAUCUCAGCACUCCGUUCUCUGAAUAUAUUUCACAAACAAACAGUGCAGCUCUCCUCACACUUCUCCCUUGUCAAUCGGAUACAUGCCAAUUCAAAAGCCUCAUUUGGCUUUUCAGAACCUGGAACUAGCACGUUGAGAAUAAGAGGAGGUAACAAAUUUCAUGGCAUCCUCUUAAAGGAUCUUGUAUAUUCAGACAAAAGGAAUAAUGGGUUUUGGGCCAAAGCAGAAAAUGGUGGUGAUGGGACGGAGAAAGAUGUGGAUGAAGAUGAAAUAGAGUCGCGGGGAGAGAGCUCUAUGCCAGAGAGGUUCAGGUACUUGAUGAAAGAAGCUCCCGAAAAGCCAUUGAGGUGGCCUUUGUUUAUAGUACUGGCAUUCCUUCUCUAUGCCUGGAGGACUGUCUUGUGGGAGCUGUCUAAUUGGAUGAAGCCAGUGACAUAUGUCUUGGAACCUCUCUUCAUAUCCAUAGGAUUCAUUUUCAGGAUUGCAUUCGCUAGCAUUCUCCACUUAUUGACGUAUCCAUUGGUUGCCUCCGUUAGUUUUGUCGACACAACGCUGCACAACAUCCAUGCUCUCUACUCACUAGUAAUCAACCAAGCCCCUAUUCAAGAACUAACAAAAAUGAUCAUUUUGGCAUCUUUUGUACUCUUCAUGGCUAAGUCUGUUGUUCCCGAUUCUGUAAACAGCCAACCCUAUCUUCUGACAAUCUCUGCCGUUAUCGGGUUUCUUGCUGUGAGAGGUUACAUUUCUGAGCCUCUCUUUUGGACACUUCUGAUUGGUUUGUUUAGCUUUGGCCGGUGGGUAAAGAAGCGAGAUUAUGUGUCUUCAACAUUGCCGGUUGCAGCUGUGCUUGCUGCAGUUGGAGAGCCAUGGGUUCAAGCAGUGGUGAUGGUCUCAUAUCUCACUUUGGCCAUUGUUCAACACUCGAGGAAGCCCAUAGAUCAGAAGGAAGGUGAGGGUCCUCAAUGGCAACGAGGGUUCCGAUUACUCUGAUUUGUGCUGCGUGAGCGAUAGGUGCUCGACUUGCUGCUAAAUGGGCGGGAUAUCGGCAUAUAACUUGGAUGAUUGUUUGGAUACCUAUGUAUCAAAUUCUGAGUAAAUUAUACUUGCCAUUUGGCUUGCAUAGUCUGAGGUGUGUGAUGUUACCAGCAACACAUUUAAAAAUUAAAAUUUUGUUAGGUAAGUUCAUCCCUUUUCCUUGUUUUUUACUCCGUACGAUGUUGUAUUCUAUAUUUUGUUAUGCAAAAAGUUCACCAAAGAGACCAAGCAUUGCAUUGGUUUAUAG